UAUUGGACAAUUCUUAUAAAUGACAUUUUUUCUGGACCAAUCGGAAUCUCAGCGCUUGCUUCAGGAUCUUGAAACACACUGCCAUCUGUGUUCGCGCCUGUCAAGAGACACCUGACCUAAUGUGGAAACUCUGAUGGAAAUUGAAUUCAAGAAUAACAUUGCUUGUGGGGAAUACCUGCAGAGCAAGCUCCCACUGGAGAGCAUGACCCUGCAGUGUCUGUCUGCUGUUGACCCUAUUGCAAGGGGGCACUCCAAGACUGGACAUCUGCUGAGAGAACUGAUGGAGAUGCUAAGCAAGUUUCUCCCUGCUGAUGUGGAUGUUCAGCAAGAGAUUCUCCAGUAUGGUGUGGACCAGAGCCUGCCAACAUUCACUGAUGGAGAAGAUGCUGUCAGCUGGUGGGCAGAUGUUUCUGAUACAGGAAGGUACCCAGCACUCACCAAAACAGCACAGACAGCAUUGUCUGUGUUCCAUGGGCCACUGAUUGAGUCAUCUUUCAGUUACAUGUCAGAAAUCAUUGACUCAAAAAGUGGCAGCAUGAGCAUCAGCACUCUGAGUGCCAUCCAAACUGUGAAACACACCAUGCUGACCCAAAAGAAGACUGCAGUAGAAAUGUUCAAUAGAGAAAACAUAAAGUAUGGGCCAGUGGAUCAGAAGAUGUGUCAAAACAUCUUGUCGGCUGGAAGUAAGGACAAAGCUUUAAGAAAGCAAGCAGCCUUGAAGGAGAUGGAGAGACGGAGGGUGUUCGACUGCCAGCCAUCCUCAAGCGCUGCCGCAGCCAGAAGAACCAAGGCAGAAGAGGAGGCUCUGGCCAGAAGGAGGCAUACGGCCAACCCCUUCAUUCUUGACAUACCGGAAUGGGUCUGAUGUAACUGUUUCAAUACAGCCACUCGACCUUGUGAUGGUAUGAUGAUUCUUGCUCCCCAAAUCACACAUCCAUCUUCGACACUUAGCGAGUCUCUCCUAUGAUAGUAUGGUAACAGCGGGGGCUCCACUUCUUCAGGCCAACCCUUUAACAUGUACUCAUGUACCUUGGAGAGCGUUAUGUCAUGGGAUGUCCACCUCCGAAUUUGUACUGCACUUACAGGUGAGUCAUCCAUUAAAUCCAUCAUCAGCAUUUGAUCAUUAGUGUCAUCCAGUUCUCCCUCACCUGGUAUUGGGAGACUACUCAGCGCAUCAGCAUUUUGGUGGUAAUUUCCUGACUUGUACACAAUGUUGUACUGAUAUGCCUGUAACAUCACAGCCCACCUUUGCACUCUGGGUGAUCCCAUUUGAGGAAUGGCCUUUGUUUUCAUUGAACAAAUUAAUCAAGGGCUUAUGAUCAGUGCAAAUUGCCAAUGCACGACCAUACAAGUACUUGUGAAAUCUUUGGAUUCCAAAAAUCACAGCUAAGCCUUCUUUGUCUAACUGUGAAUAACGCUUUUCUGCAGCCGUUAAUGUUCUUGACAUGAAUCCAAGAGGUUGCUCCGUACUCUCUCCUUUUCUGCGCUUCGAGAGCACGGCACCCACCCCGUAGGGUGAGGCAUCACAAGAUUCCUUGAAAACUUCUUUCUGCGGCUUUUUCCACAUCCACUGAACAUCUUUUCUCAGCAGCAGAUGAAGUGGGGCUAGUAGCAUUGCUAGAUUGGGAAGAAAUUUAUAAUAGUUCAGCAACCGCAGGUACGCCUUAAGUUCUGUAACAUUCCUUGGUUCCGGUGCUUCCUCAUCCGUGUUGUGUCAGGAAAUUGUGAAAACUGAGGCAGUGCGUCAUUGUUUAGAAUAAAAGCAGCCAAACACACUGCAGUAACACCAGCGAAAGAAAGGAAAGAGAGGAUUCUCCCAUUAGUUUUCAUUGCGUUGCGAUGGGACCGGAAGUGGGGAUACACUGCUUCGCUUACCGGAUAUAGGAAGUGAGAUAAAGGUCCAUUGUGAAACAGCUGUGGUCAUCAGAGCUCCUGCAGCCGCUCUGAAGAAACUGCGGUGGCUGAGUCAGCCGGCUGCUCUCGAAUCGCUAUCGCGGUACUUCGAUGCCGCACGUGACAGUCACGAGGCGUCGGGGCCGCCUCAAGUCGGACAAAGUUUCUAACCGGCAUACGGUUAGACGCUCGAUUAGCCAGUCGGUCGGACGCUUGAUUUUGGCACGGCUAUAGCCGUUGUUAACACGUACCAUAGGCGUUUGGUCGGAAGUGUGAGUAACCGAUCAUCUUUCUAACGCAAUAUCUACAUGUGAAGACACGUGCCUGCUGAAAAAACCAGCUUAAACCAGCUUAAGCUGGUUUAUCAAGCUGGUUUUAGAGGGGUUUUGACCACUUUUUUUAGCUGGUCAAGCUGGUUUUAGCUGGUCAGGCUGGUCUUAGCUGGUUUUAGCUGGUCAGCCAGGCUGGUCUUAGCUGGU
Labeo rohita (rohu) is the source of this 2372-nucleotide messenger RNA. RefSeq lists its product as uncharacterized. The transcript has 3 exons. The record is from RefSeq and is a predicted model, not a curated record. Lineage: Eukaryota; Metazoa; Chordata; Actinopteri; Cypriniformes; Cyprinidae. Bases 134 to 865 code for a protein of 243 amino acids.